Molecule: messenger RNA, 7081 nt
Organism: Hypanus sabinus (Atlantic stingray)
Lineage: Eukaryota; Metazoa; Chordata; Chondrichthyes; Myliobatiformes; Dasyatidae
Gene: mrtfba
Product: myocardin related transcription factor Ba
Exons: 18
Coding region: 279-3647 (1122 amino acids)
Biological process (GO): smooth muscle cell differentiation
Source: RefSeq, a predicted model, not a curated record
CGCGAGGGUUUGUGGGAGUGGGCGCCAGCUGACAGCUGUGCUCUGGACGCCGGUCGAGGUGGCACCUCCGCGCCCAGUUAACUGCUUAAUCUCACCAUGUUCUAACAAUGUUGGAUGUUUCUACAUGUAAACAUUGAACUACAAACGUGGCCUUAGAAGAAAAAAGUGGGCCAUCUACUUGAAAUUCAGCUGCCUAAUCGGAUAUUAACAUCCUAGAAAAACCAUUCUGUUAACAGCAGUGAUUCUGUUUUCUAAAAAGAGUUGAACUUAACAUCAUUAUGGAUCAACAGAUGACUCCAACCAUCUUACUGAGUGUGAUGGAUAAUAUACAAGUAUCUGAAUUGGAAGACUCAGUUCUACAGAGUUUAAUAACGCCAAGCCCACGAAGUGAAAUGGUUGCCCAUGAGUUCCAAGAGCUUACGUUACAGACAAAUCCACGCCUACCUCCUUUGAAUGAACGGAAGAAUGUACUUCAAUUAAGGCUACAACAAAGACGAACAAGAGAACAGCUGGUGGACCAGGGAAUCAUGCCACCAUUAAAGAGCCCAGCUGCAUUCCAUGAACAGAGGAAGAGUUUGGAACGAGCAAGAACUGAAGACUACCUGAAACACAAAAUACGAAGUAGGCCAGAGAGGUCUGAAUUGGUCAGAAUGCAUAUAUUAGAAGAAACCUUGGCAGAGCCUUCUCUGCAAGCCACUCAGAUGAAACUGAAGCGAGCCAGACUGGCAGACGAUCUGAAUGAGAAAAUUGCUCAAAGACCAGGUCCUAUGGAACUUGUGGAAAAGAACAUUCUCCCUGUUGAUUCUAGUUUAAAGGAAGCAAUUAAAGUAGGACAAGUCCAUUAUCCCAAAACCUUAGACACCUUUUCGUUUGAUGAAGACAGCAGUGAUGCCUUGUCUCCAGAGCAGCCAGGGAGCCAAGAGUCACAAAGCUCGGCUCCCUCUCCAGUGGAACCCAAAGUGAACGAUUCACCAUCUUCCUCAUCCUCACCUGUUCCAAACACCAUUAUUCAAUACCACCCACAGCCAAUGCCUGACUUCCUGAAACCUGCCCCUCUAACUGACCAACAAAGUAUGCGUUCUGUAACUAUCACACUAUCUACAAGUACAGCUUCCUCAACAAAGACAACUCCAACCCUAGUUAAGCAAAGUCAAUGCAAAAGUGCAAAUGAUAAGAACCGCAGCAAGAAAAACAAGGAUCCAAAACCCAGGGUGAAGCAGCUCAAGUACCACCAGUAUGUCCCACCAGACAAAAAACAUGAGAAAAUUGAACUUCCCAUGGAUACAAACUAUUCCCGUCUCCUGCAACAGCAGCAGCUUUUCCUCCAACUGCAGAUCCUAAGUCAACAACAGCAACAUUACAACUAUCCAGCCAUUCUCCCUGCACCACCAAAGUAUGUAGCCAAGUCCAGAUCAUCUAAUGAUAACCAGAAAUCCAGCAAUCUAUCCACAUCAACUACACUGAUUAACAGCACACAGACAUUGUCAUCGUCAUCACAUGCCACAAGACCCAUCAGCACACCAUGCAGAAAGCUGGGAAUCCUUCCUCCUAACUUGGAUGAUAUGAAGGUGGCAGAACUCAAGUUGGAACUGAAGCUGCGAGGACUUCCAGUAUCUGGUACUAAAGUCGACCUUAUAGAGAGACUGAAAUCAUAUCAGGACCUUAGCAACACUCCUAUUGCUCCGGCUGUAGUAACAAUCUCCACCUCUCCUGUUACAAGAAAUCAGACAACUUCGACAUUUCCUAGUGCUGCUCUUAGUAGUGCCACAGUGACCACAGAGGCAGCCAUUACAGCAAUGUCAAACAGCUUACAAUUUCAUGAGAAUUCAGUCUCCCCAACUCCCAACUCGCCAGCUCCUUCAGAACAAUCUAAUUUGAGUACUGAUGAUAGCAAUCUCACAGAUAUGUUUACUGAACUGGUGACCAUGGUGUCUCCUUCACAACUUGCAAUCCACACUUCAUCUGCAAAUAUGACAGUUAAUGAAGACAGCGCAGGGGUGAGCAACACUGCAAGUAAUGCUACUGUUCAAGGUGUUGAUUUAUCAAAUGCAGAUACCGAUGUAACAGAGAAGGACCGUAAACUGCAGGAGAAGGAGAGACAGAUUGUAGACCUCAAGAGGAAGCUGGAGCAUGAACAGAAGCUGGUGGAAGAAUUGAAGAUUCAGUUGGAAAUUGAGAAACGGUGCCAGCAUCAGCAGUCUGUGACUGUGAAUCAGAAACAUUUGAACUCUUCAAUAAAAGAAGAAAACACUCUUUCCAAUUAUCCUAAUUCAGGGCAGCCCACGGCUGUUCCCAACCUAUCCUUAGGCCUGCCAACCAUUACUAAUGCUGGGACACAGAGCCAGAAUUUCUUAAAAGGACAUACCUUACUUGUGAAACAAGAAGGGCCUGUGGUGACUAUUGAGCAACAGAAUGUGGUCCCACAAUUUUACGUAAACCCAACAAGACAAGCGCCAACUACAGUUAUUGCUCAGGGCCAGCCUCAUGCUUUAGUGACCACUCAGACAGGAACUGAGAUUUUGCUCCCAUUGGCUAUUCAAGCACAGAAUUCAAAUCUCUGCAGCAACUCUCUGCAGUUACAAACAAGACUUGUUAAUUCACAGUCCCAUUCACAAGUCCAAGCACCUGUCCCUGUGCCUGUCCCUACAUCUGCACCUGCACAGGCUUCAGGCUCUCCAGAGCAACCACAAACACAGGAUCCUGUGCCUCAACAUAGUUUAACCCAGAAUGCACAGAUGAGAAAGGCUUUUACAUCCACAUCAACACCAAAUGUGUUUCCUAGCCACAUUCAGACAGCAGCACCAAUGCAACAGUGUUUCAUAAACACUUCAGCGGGCAAUGUGUGUCAACCAAGGACAAGCAGUAUAAAUACUCUUCACAAUGGACCCACUUCUACACAAAAGUCUGGACCAUCUACUUCACCUUCUCAGUCCCAGCAACCAUUUACAAUCCACUCCCCAGUCUUUAGUAACUCCGUUUCAAAGACAAAAGAUCCUCCUCGGUAUGAGGAGGCAAUCAAGCAGACUCGCAAUCUUAAACAGCAGGAGGUUUUCAAUGCACACAGUCAGCAGAUGGAUGACCUUUUUGAUAUCCUAAUUGAAAGUGGAGAGAUUUCACCAAUUAUCAAGGAAGAAUCAUUGCCUGCUGCUAAGAUGAGAGCUGUUGUAGCCAAUAUCUCCUCCUUGCCUGUAAACUCAGCAUUGUCUCGACCACCACCAAGAAUUCAGAUGGCUCCUCUUCCAAUGUCACUAGAAUCAACAAAUAAUCUCACUAUUAGUACAGAAAAUCAACUGGAGGCCUUUCUGGAUGAUACAUUGUCAUCUGGUGGCAAUACUUCUCAAAUGACGGUCAACCAGGAGAACUCAGAUUCCCUUGCUUUAAUGGAGGACCUUCAAAAUGAUCUACUGAAUACAUCCAGUAUUCUGGAUCAACAUCAUUCUGUAAUGGACCCCUGUGAUGUGCAGUUCUCUGCAGACAGUUCUUGCCUGAACUUGGACCUCCCCGACACUAAUUUGGACAAUAUGGAUUGGCUGGAUGUGACAAUGCCAGGUUCAACUACAGGACUCACUCCUGUUAACAGUGCUGCUCCUAGUGUGUUUUCCACUGAUUUUCUGGAUGGUCCUGAUCUUCAGCUACAUUGGGAGUGAUACAACUAGACUUCCAAUACUCAAGCAAAAAGAGUAUGCUUUCUUAGUGUUGUGUGUCAAUCAUCUAGCAAUGGUUAGUACUCCAGUAACAAGACAAGCCAAGAUGAGAUUAUCCAGUAUGGUCCACUUGAAUGUCGGCAGAAAGAAUGAGUGAUGAAAGAAAUGAUAAUUCAUGUCAAACUGGCAGUCUCAUAGUCUAGCCAUAUUAAGACUACUUAUUUUUAUGUCACAUUUAUUCUAGUGUCAGUGGUUAAUAAUUACUGUUGAAAUUGAAAAGAAUUUCUUCAUGCAAGUUCGCUUUUCUGUGGGUGGCCUGAGCCAAAGUGCAUGGUAUUGUGGAGUUUAUUACACUGGCUGGUUCAGUGAAUUCUUAUCAGUCUGCGUGAAAUGUUUCAUUCUUUUGAAGCAAGAAAUGUUUUUGAACUAAUUAACCUUUUACUACUUUGUACAUUUUGUUUUAAUGCUCUUUCUGCAAUAUGCUCAUCAUGUUAUUGCAUUAAGAUGAUAAUUGCCCAGAGCCAGGGCAAAGCUAUUGUUUAUAACGACCAGGGAGACUAAAACUAUGGCAUCUUGGGAGUUUGUGUAGUUUUUUUGGGUCACUGAUUAUUCUGCAAAUUAAGUGAAUGUCAUUUGUCAGAGGCUCUUCUGUUUUUAUGCAAGCAGAUAACCCAUGACGUCUCCAGUCUGUACAUUUAAUACUAAUUAAUUAGGCUGUGAUUUCAGCUUUCUGCAAGUCAUUCUGUCAACUUUCAUUUCUUGUCAUCUUCAUCAGUUUGUAAGAUGGAUAGCAUGCUUGACCCUCUGUAACAUUUAACCAAGAUAAAAUGAGUUAUUUUAGUACCACUUUUCCCACAUUUUCUAAAGUUUGGGUCUAUUGAACCAAUUGUAAGGAUUCAACAUUAUUUACAUCCUUGACCUGUGCUUUUAAACAUACUGACCCCACUGAGUCUUCAAUGGAGACAGUACCAAACUAAACAAAUGUGACAGUGUGUUAGUGCUAACUUAAUACAUGCUUGUGUAUUUACCAAAGUGUGGUAGUUUAACAAUUAACUUUUAAGAUGCACCUUCUGGGGGAAAAAUUGGGAGAGCCUUAUUUUUAUAUAGGAAUGAGGGAUUAAAACACCUCAUUAUUGGCAUAUAAUAUCCCCCUUAUUGGGGAUGAGGCUUUGUUUGCUCCCCAGAUAAACAGGAUUUGCCAAAUACUUGGUAAGUGAAAACAAGUGUAAUGCUAUAAUGCAAUGUAAUACUUUGACAUGUUGUGUGUCCUUACAAAGGAAUUGAUGUUCACUAUUUAGCCAAAGGGUUUUUAAAUAUAGAAGGUACAGAUUUUAUAAAUCAGAGAAAAACUGCAGUUUUAAAAAUUAAAGCAGGGGUUACAGUUUUGAGAAGGACUAUAUUUUCUAUAUUUUACAAGUAAAUUAAAUUAAUAAAUUUAUAAAUACAAAAGGAAAUGCCUUUACCAGGAGAGAUAUCUAUCUGCCCUUCAAUAAGUUUUCAGAUGAAUCCAUUAGCAGAUUAUGUACUGAUGAUUCAUGUAAUACUGAUCAAAUUAUGCCUUUAAUAAUGGUUUGUAUCAGGGUUAAAUAUUAGGGAUGGGAAUUUAGGAUUGUUUUGUCUUCUGAAAUGUGCUGCAAAAUACAAUUUAACAAGUCACAGGUUUGAAUGUAUAUGUUUAAAGUACUGAUGAUUCCCACAGUGAGUCUUUAUUCUUGUUGCAUUGGGAUUAUAUUUACAUUGGGUUGUUGACUAAGCCCAUUGUCUAGAUUUAUAACUACAUUUAGAAAUUAAACUAAAAGCACAGAAAUGAUUGAAAGCCAAAAGUUUAAAUGCCACAGAAUGUCUUGUCAAAGGAACACUCAUUAUCAGUUUUUCCUGUAUAUUUUGCAUACCACUGAAAUUUGAGGUUGGUAAUGUGAUAAAUAUUACUGUUCAAGAAAUAUGAACCACUCUUAAACUGCACUUAGUACCGCCAUAAUUAAGGCAAUUCUUUUUGUUCAACUUAGAACUCGAUGUCUUGCUUUGUGCUUGGUAACGUUAUCCCUCCCACCCUAUUGCCUUUUGCCUUUACACAUGCACAUGACCUUUCAUAGGAAAUCUGCUCCCAUUUAAUUCGCCAGUGUUGCACUUAAUCAGCUUUAAGAAAAUAAAAAUUCAGGUAACUAAAUCCGCCGGAUUCCUUGCCCAUCAUUUAAAGAAAAAGACCAGUCUAAGACUUUAAUAAUAGCACAACUUAUAUUAUGGAUUAAUGUCCAAGAUGCAAAUUGAAAUUGCAACGCAGGCAUAAUGGAUAGAUUGAAACACCAAUAUGCUAUGUUGAUGCACUACCACACACAUUUAAUGAAAGUUUCCCCAGUAAAAGUAUGACUUAAAAGCCAAAGAAUAGUGUGUGAUAGUAUUACAUAAAGGUAGAGAUCAAGGAGACCUAAUUACACAUUGACAUCAUGUUUGGAUAGAUGACUGGUAUCCAUCUGAAAAAGAUAAUAGGUUGGUAGUCUUGCAUGCCUGUGUUAAGUAAGGUUCAAUCUUUGAAAGAAAUAUGAAGGGUUCUUAUACUUUGGUGAUGAAAUGUAUUAAAGUUGUAACGGAUUAAUCCCCUAAUGCAGUUACAUUAUAAAUUCCAUACAAGAUCAUUUAUUAUUUAUAAAUUAUUAACCAUGAUUGACCUCCUGAUUUAGAAGGGCUACAGUGUCCAAUUAUUUGCGAUUCCACACAGACAUGCCACAUUUUAGCCAGAAAUGAAUCCAAAUUACAGCAGCCUGCUAUAAUUCCAAAUAGCAUUUUAUUUUUAACCCAUGCUGAAAUAAAAGUUUGCCAAUUAGAAAUCAAAUUGUAGACAAACAUGCAGAAAAUUUAGUGUAUCUUUGUUAAAAGUAUAAAUAUACUAAACUAUAAUUCUGUAUAUGGGCAGCUUCAGGAAUUUUGAGACUGGCUAAAACAGAAAGUACUGACCUACACUCCUUUAAAUUAAACUAUAAAUAGCUUUGAUAAUCGAGCAGUUACCAAAGAGAAAACAAUGCAUUUUAUCCCUUUUUGAGUUUUAAGUGCAACUCCAUAACUGAAUGACCCCUCAUAAAAAAAUUCAUAACCUUACUUUGUUAGCAUCUCAGUUUAGUUUGAAAUUGGUUAAGUUUCCAGAAUUGAAAACUUGUAUGUUUUAGCACUAGAUAUUUGAUAUAGCAGAUGGAGGUUCAGGAAAAUAGUGUGUUUGUCACUAUCAAACCAUUAUGCCUUUUUCAAUACUGUUUGCACCCAGUGAAAUUCCAUAUCAUGUUCAAAUUCAUGUUUGCACAUUUGUAUAUAGGUGAUGCAUAUUUUUAUAUGUGUAGUACAUUUAUUGACGAGCUUUGUAAAUAUUGGCAGUGUUGUAGUUACUAAUGACAUGUAUCAGCAAUUUUGCAUUAUUGCUGUUUCAAUAAAAUGUUAUUGUCCUGUGA